Sander lucioperca (pikeperch) is the source of this 2329-nucleotide messenger RNA. RefSeq lists its product as uncharacterized. The transcript is spliced from 3 exons. Gene Ontology annotation, biological process: positive regulation of DNA-templated transcription. The record is from RefSeq and is a predicted model, not a curated record. Lineage: Eukaryota; Metazoa; Chordata; Actinopteri; Perciformes; Percidae. Gene Ontology annotation, cellular component: nuclear body. Bases 87 to 1280 code for a protein of 397 amino acids.
ACGUUACGCGCUGAACACUACGUCACCCGGAAGAGAGGAGUGUCUGUGUGUGUGUGGAUUGUUUACAUUUUCUGUAGCCCGUGAAAAUGAAUCCACCGAUGAUCAACUCGACCAGCUCCGUUUCAACGACCAAAAGGAAACGAGAAGCUGAGCGCUCGAUUAACUGGACAGUGGAGGAAACUCAGGUGCUGUUGUGCGCCUGGAGUGACGAGCGCAUCCAGAAGAGUUUGGCAGAAAACCUUCGCAACCGCCAUGUCUUCAAACACCUCUCAGCCCGCAUGAGUGAAAUGGGUUUCUCUCGGAGUCCACACCAGUGCCGUCUUCGGGUCAAAACUCUGAAGGCUAACUAUGGGAGAGCCAGGCUACAGAGGAGCAUCGACAGCUCGCAGCCUUGCACUUUUAAAUAUUUUGCCGAGAUGGAUGCUGUGUUGGGUCGGAGGUCAGCGGGAGGGGAAGGAGGGCCCUAUUUUGUUUCUCCAGAACGGACGGCAGAGCGUCACCUUGAAUCCCUUGACAGGACAGGAAGUAUCAAGCCAGAUUUAAAUUCUAAUACAGAGAUUAGUGGACACAAUUUUGGUUCUUUGGGGAGGACAGGAAGACAACAUUUGAGCUCUUUAGAGGAGAGAGGAGGCCUUCAGUCUUGGCAGCUCGACUCUGAAGUCAAGUUGGAGGACAGAGAAGAUUCAACAGAUGAGUUUGAGUUCAGCGAUACAGGAUUCCCACAGCGACACCAUGAAGUUUAUCUGGAAUCAUCCAUCCAUCGUGAAAUGAGUGGUACUCCAGUGGAAAACAUCUUGAGCACUCCUUCUCCACAUGUAGCACCACCUCCACCGGCUCUUCCCCCUCCCCCUCCUACCCAAUCCACUGCCUCUCCUCUCCCUGCACCCCCAGAUCCAAGCUCCAACACCCUCCCCACCUCUGGCCACCAUCACACCGAGUCCUCCUGCCUGGAACCCGCCCUCAAGCACCUGACGGAGUGCUUCCAGCGGCUGGUGUCUGAGACGCGGGGCCUGCUGGUGCAGCUGGAGAGCCAGCGGCAGGAGCAGGCUCGCUGGCAUCAGGACCUCCUGGCCCAGUGGCUGCAGAGGGAGGAGCGCCGGCAGAGAGAGAUGGCUGAGAGGGAUGAGAGGAGGGAGAAAGCUCGCAUGGAGCAUGAGAUCAGAGUCCUGGAGCUCCUCACCAGUCUAGCCAGAGAACACGGUUGUAAAUGUGGAGGCAGCCAGACUGUAGCGGAGGCACCAACUGGUCCCAAUCAUACCAUGAACAAAGGCGGAAAUUAGGAUGCACUCACACCAAGGAUCUCUUUUUACAGUGGAAUGGUAUUCAACCUCAGGUGGAACCAAAUAACGGAACUGAUAAUGCAAACAGACACGUUCAGGACGGCUUAGUUUAGGCCUUAACCCUGAGUCAUAUGGAGGGAAAUUUCAAUUGAACCAAAUUCAGGGAAAAACCCUCAAAAUCCAAGAGUCUGUGAGUAUAAAAAGAUCAUUGUUGACUGACAACGAGUUGUGCUCAGAAAGCUUAGAAGAUGAAACUAUAGUUGAAGUGUGAAGGAGAAUUUGUUCUUCUCUGUUUUCUGUCAUAACAUACAGUGGACAUAAAAAGUCCACAAACCCCUGUUAAAAUGCCAGGUUUUUGUGAUGUAAAAGAAUGAGACAAAGAUAAAUCAUGUCAGAACUUUUUCCACUUUUAAUGUGACCUAUAAUGUGAACAAUUCAAUUGAAAAGCAAACUGAAAUCUUCAAGGGGGGAAAAUAAAAAUCUUACAAUAACCUGGUGGUUUAGGUGUGCACACCCUCUUAUAACUGGGGAUGUGGCUGUGUUCAGAAUUAUCCAAUCACAUUCAAACUCAUGUUAAAUAGAAGUCAUUACACACCUGCCACAAUUUAAAGUGACUCUGAUUAAUCACAAAUAAAGUUCAGCUGUUCUAGUAGGAUUUUCCUGACAUUUUUUUUAGUUGCAUCUCAGAGCAAAUGCCAUGGUCUGCAGGGAGCUUCCAGAGCAUCAGAGGGAUCUCAUUGUUGAAAGAUAUCAGUCAGGAGAAGGGUACAAAAGAAUUUCCAAAGCAUUAGAUAUACCAUGGAACACAGUGAAGACAGUCAUCAUCAAGUUGCGAAAAUAUGGCGCUACCAAGAACUGGAUGUCCCUCCAAAAUUGAUGAGAAGAAAACUGGUCAGGGAGGCUUCCAAGAGGCCUACAGCAACAUUAAAGCAGCUGCAGGAAUUUCUGGCAAGUACUGGUUGUGUGCUACAUGUGACAACAAUCUCCUGUAUUCUUCAUAUGAGUGGGCUAUGGGGUAGGGUGGCAAGACGGAAGCCUUUUCUUACAAA